Molecule: messenger RNA, 1584 nt
Organism: Durusdinium trenchii
Lineage: Eukaryota; Dinophyceae; Suessiales; Symbiodiniaceae
Source: the annotation of a GenBank genome assembly
AUGCGUGGCCAAGAACGUGAUCACCUUCUUGGUGCUGUGUUGAUGUCUUCUUCGCGUUGGAGCACGCGGAACCUCACCGGGCAAACAGCAAUGUUUUGGUUUGAGCUGCUGGUUCUGGAUUGUGCCGCGUGGUAUUUCGAUGUCUACUCGGACAUAAGCUCACUGCAACUGUUCGCCAGCACUGGCAUGAUGGACUACUUCGUGCUGAACUUCGCAGGAAUGAUGCUCCCUAUGAUAGUCAGCCUGCGAGACAUUUGGCAUUUCCAUGCCACUCCCUCACCAGAGUUAGAUGCACUGAAAGCUGCGGCCCGUCAUGUGCACUUGAGCGGUCAUUGGUUGGAGCUUGCCACUUAUGGUGCUAUCGCGCUCCAAAUGCAGAUGCUCUGGCUGACAGCUUGGUCUGCCAAGCACUGCAUGAAGCAUUCAUUGCUUGGGGCUACCAAGCUCGCGGAGGUGGCGGAGUCAGCGUGCUCUGCUUUAAUCCAGUUCAAUUAUUUGCUGUGCGUGAUCGUUGGUGUGAAGGAGUUCGACACGCUGCAGCUCAGCGAAGCUGAUUUCAUACGACUUGGAGCUUCCAUCACCAUGUCCUGUGGUCUCCUUGGGAUGGGCUUUGCGUUCCGUGACACAGAGCCCGUUCGAGUCUUGGGGCUGCCAGGCAAGUUGAAACUUGACCGCGAACCGUUCCUGCUGGCUGCCUUAACCCUUGUCAGGGUGUUGGAAGUGACGAGCCAGGUACUGGCAAUCAACUUCGUGCAUGUGUCCACGCGCUUCCAGGGAUUCUCUAUGGGUGGCCCGGCAAUGACCUUGGGCCUGGCACUGCUCGCAAAGUUCUUUCUGACGAAAGCGACCACGGAGCAUGUUUUGGCCGCUAUCCUGGCCCACCCAGGGCAGGUUCUGGAGCCGCGGUCACUCAUGCCCUUGGGAAACACUAUGAAGAUGAAGGUCGCAUCAGCAGCUGCUGUCAUCAUUGCCCAGGCGUUUGCCCGUUAUUCUACCUUCAGCGAGGAAGCCAAGGCCAUACCCGAUUGGCUCCUCGCCAUGUGGUUCGCAUUGACAGUACUGAGCUGGAUGGGAUUGGGAGGGAUGGCACUCUUUGGCAAGAAGGUGAAGAACAAGACCUUUCAGCGUCUUGCAGAUGAUGUCGGCGUCAUCACCUACAGAGCAGUCAAAGCCGCCUUCGACUGUGCCAAAGAGGUGCCUGACACAAUCCUCAUGGCUCUCACAGAAGACUACACAUUGCUGUGGGACAAGUCUGCACUGAAGGAGCUGAGAGCCGUCUCAGCCUCCAUGGACAGGUGGACCGUUUGGUCCAAUCCGAGGCUGAAGCUUUGCCAAUCUUUCAUUGAAGAACUUGGGCACAAGGGCAUCGUAGAGGGCUUUUCUAUUUUGGCACUCCACAACCCUGAGGAGCUUCUUCUGCCAGGUUGCUAUGAGAUUCCCAGCGAUGCAUGGGGAGCACUACAAAGAGCACAGUGGUCCAAGCUGAAGAAGGUGAAUUUGCACGAGUGCUUCAGCCGCGACACGGAAGGCGCAGAAGGAGCCAAAGACCUUUUGAUGGCCUUGGCUUCGAGCAAAGAGCUGGAG